AUGGCACGACAAUUCAUCCCAAUCUUUCUCUGUCUCCUUGUCUUGAGUCUUUGUGCGCUGGCCGCACCCAUCGAGAAGCGAGGAAAGAAGUACAAGGGGCAAGGAACCUACUAUACUCCUGGACUUGGAUCAUGCGGGAUCGAGAGUACAGCCAAAGAUAUGAUUGCAGCCUUGAACGCACCUCAAAUGGGAUCAAGUGGCAACCCAAAUUCCAACAAAAAUUGCGGAAAAAAAGUGAAAGUGAAGGGUCCCAAAGGAUCGGUUACUGUCAAGAUUAUUGAUACCUGUCCGGGAUGCGCCAAAGGUGAUUUGGACCUCUCACCAGCCGCUUUUGCACGCAUAGCAGACCUUGACGACGGCCGCGUUUCCAUCACUUGGUCCUUCUAA
Molecule: messenger RNA, 387 nt
Organism: Lichtheimia ornata
Lineage: Eukaryota; Fungi; Mucoromycota; Mucoromycetes; Mucorales; Lichtheimiaceae
Exons: 2
Coding region: 1-387 (128 amino acids)
Source: RefSeq, a predicted model, not a curated record